CUCCUUCGGGCGCGCCCUGCGUCGCGGGCUCGGGGAUUGCAAAGAUGGCAAAUAACCUAUGUGCCAGGUAAUCCCACGUGCACGCUCAGCAUGUCGGCUGGCAUCAGCCCCUUCCAGUAAGCGGGGGAAGAGGGAGGACUGGCCCCGGCGCCAUGGCAUCGCCCCGGAGUGCUCCGCAUGCGUCCCCUCCCGAUGGCGGCUGGGGAUGGAUGAUUGUUGCCGGUUGCUUCCUUGUCACCAUCUGUACCAGGGCUGUGACGAGGUGCAUCUCCAUUUUUUUUGUGGAGUUCCAGGCAUACUUUGGUCAGGAUUAUGCCAGAACGGCCUGGAUCCAUUCCAUUGUAGACUGCGCCACAAUGCUCUGUGCCCCACUCGGAAGUCUGAUCAGUAAUCAUGUGUCCUGCCAAGUUGGUAUCAUGCUAGGAGGGCUGCUUGCAUCUACUGGACUAAUUCUGAGUUCAUUUGCCACCAGUCUGGAACAUCUCUACUUAUCAUUAGGAGUCCUUACAGGACUUGGGUUUGCACUCUGUUAUUCUCCAGCCAUUGCAAUGGUGGGCAAGUAUUUCAACAGAAGAAAAGCGCUGGCUUAUGGAAUAGCCAUGUCAGGAAGCGGAAUUGGUACCUUCAUCUUGGCCCCAGUGGUCCAGCUCUUAAUUGAGCAGUUUUCCUGGCGUGGAGCAUUACUCAUCCUGGGAGGUUUUGUUUUAAACCUCUGUGUCUGUGGUGCCUUGAUGCGGCCUAUUGCUCUUAAGGAGGACCGUAAGACUGCUCCUGAGUUUCUUGAACAGGAUUAUGUCCCUGAGGCACAGAAGCAAGACUUAAAGCAGAUGUCCAUCUGUUCACCUUUAAUCAAAGCGUGGUCCCAUGAAUGUUUAUGCUACUGCUCAUGGAAGGAAUAUGACUUUUUACUGAUGCCAGGCUUCAUGGUGCUGGCAGUGUCUGUUUUAUUUAUGGCCUAUGGCUGUAGCCCUCUCUUUGUCUACUUAGUGCCUUAUGCUUUGAGCGUUGGAGUGAGUAAUCACCAGGCUGCCUUCCUCAUGUCCAUACUUGGUGUCAUUGAUAUUGUUGGUAAUAUCACCUUUGGAUGGCUAACAGACAGAAGGUGUCUGAAGAAGUAUCGACACUUCUGCUACCUCUUUGCAGUGGGAAUGGAUGGUCUCUGUUGUCUUUUCCUGCCAGUUCUCCAAAAUUUCCCCUUGCUUGUGCCCUUUUCAUUUACCUUUGGCUACUUUGAUGGAGCCUAUGUAACACUGAUCCCUGUUGUGACAGCAGAUGUAGUGGGAACCUCUUCCUUAUCAUCAGCAUUGGGUGUCGUGUAUUUUCUGCAUGCCAUACCAUAUCUAGUGAGCCCGCCUGUUGCAGGUUGGCUUGUGGAUACAACUGGCAGCUAUACUGCAUCAUUUCUCCUGUGUGGAUUUUCUAUGAUAUUUAGUUCAACACUGUUGUGCUUUGCAAGACUAGCAAAGAAAAUCAAAAGAACACAUUUGCAGUCACUUACCAAUGAUACUAACACCAAACAGCACAUCUGGACAAAUGGAGCAAUAGCUUAUUCCGUCACAGGAGAAUUAGACCAAAAGGAUGUUGAAUUUUUGGCUGCUGAUACAAACAGCUACAGCAACAGAUGACAAGUGCCAUCAAGAUUCAGCACAGCACAGCCAGAGGUGGCUGUGUGGUGUUAAGCUGCUGAAGAUAUUCCACCUGUGAAACAAAGCAUCUCCCAGUUAGAUUUUUCUGUCAUGUUUGAGUAGGCUAAAAUCGACAUACAGCAACAGUAAUACAAAGUUAAUAUAUUAAUAGCGCAGAGCUAGAUUUAAAGUGAAGAGAGUUUAUAGGUGCAAGUGUUCAGAUUUGUUUCUACUGCAAUAUGUUGGCUCUACAGGUAAUAUCAAAGAUGAUAAUUGGCUAUAAUCAAAAGUAAAUUAUGAUGUAAUCAGUCAACAAAUGAACAACAAAAUUUAAGUUUAAAUUAUUUUUAAAAAUAUUUAAACAAUGUUGAUGAAAUAAGCUUUUUGGUAUCUUAGUCGCUUAUGUUUCAGGGGACUAUUUAUAGAACCCACCAAAAACCUUCACAAUUUAUUCAUUUGUGUAAAACUCUGCAAAUAACUGUUUCACAUGCCAAAGUUAUUUUAUAGAAAAUCUGUCAAGAAGCCAUAGCUUGUGUUGAAAGCAUCUCUGAGGCAGCUUUAUUUUUACAGUAUGUCUAAAUUUUGUAUGCGAAUUACAACUUCAUUUGAAAUACGUUUUUGAGCUACUUUCCCAAACCUCUGCUGCACCAGGAUUUUAAGGCAGCCAUCACUUUUUUUUUUUUUUUUUUUUUUUUCCUGGAGAUCAUUAAAGCCUGAAUUUCUAAGCCUUGCCAUUCCAAUUAUUAUCCUCAAGCAAGCCACUUUCUGGGAAGGUGGCAGAGGGGCUGCGGCUGCGGUGCUGCCCGCGAUGGGGGUACGUCUGUGCCAGGAGAUGAGGUGUGCUGGCGACGGAGCCUGCUUUGGUGGCAUGAGCUGGUGGUGGUGCCAAGGCAGCCCGGGAGGCCAGGCGGAGAGGCUCGUGUUUCUCCAGAUACACCGUCUCUUCCUUCGGUGAAAUCAGCGGUUGUUGAAGGAGAGUGUGCAAGCAGGUAACUGAGAAACUGCUUGCUCCGCAGGCCGUUAGGAAAGAGGAUGUUGGCAGACAGGUUGUUCCUCUAUGUUGUAGUGUCAGGGCUGUCUCCUUCUUAGGAUCCAGGAGCUCUAUCUUCAGGUGGUCCAAAUUACUCAUUUGUACCAGCUGAAGAGCUGAUCAGGUCAUUUGUCAUGGGUGGCCAGAAAACAACAGCUGUGAUUUGUUGAUGAUUUCCUGCUACUUGUGCUAGCAAAAUUCUACAGCUGGCUGCUUGGUAAAUGAUAUAGCCUGAAUGUACCUCGUGGGAUAAAUUAUUGAUGUGAUGAUUUAUUGAAUAGUGGGAUACUUCUGCAUUUCCAAAAUGAAGUUGUUGUCAGAGGAACUUCACAAUCUGAAAUGCAAAUCAUUUCUCUAUUUUGAUACUGUAUAAAGCAUUGUUCUGUUCGUUAGUAAGUUGAUCAGAGUCCAAAUAUUUUCAUCAAUGCUGAACUAGUAGCUUGAUAAUCAUCUACAAUGUAUUAUUCCACUCAGUGCCUCAGAAGGGAAAGCAACAUAGACUGUGAAGUUGAUUUAGAUCAAGUGUAAAAAGAGCACAACUGUAAGGGCAUGAUGUAUUUUUCAUAUAUAAGAAUAGUAUGUGUGUUAAGUAGUUCUAUUUUUCAUGCGUAUUUCCAAUGUAACAUUGACACUGUUUGACUUCAGUUGGCAGUGUUCAAAGCGUUUAUAGUCCAGUCCAGAAAUCUGUUCCAAGCAAGUGGCAUGAUUUAUGUGCACACAGAACACAGAUUAAGAGAGCGAGUGUAAAACCUGCUUAAAACUAGUAGCAUGGCUUUAUUUCAGCUCUGUGUAGCAUCAGGUUAGAGCAACCAAGCUGGACUGGAUUUCUACCAGAUGUCACAGGGCCGAUGGCCCAGGGCACCCCAGGUAUCUGCAUAGGCCAAAGAUUUCCCCAAAUGUGCCUGCUUCUCUUUGCUGAACUUCUAAAAGGCAGCCAGAGUGGUACACGCUGGAGGUGUUUGGUGGGAGAAGCACUCUUGACCAAGGAGUUCCUCUGUGGGGGAGCUCUGUCUUCAGUGCCAGGCAAAGUUGGCCCAUCAUUCUAAUGACUUUGGCCCAUGGCUUUAACUUAUUUACACCUGGUUUGUGUAUUUUUCAGAAGCACAGCUUUGGGACUCCUUCAUUUCUUCCUAAUAUGCUUUUAAUUUGUUCACAGUGAAGGUGAGAGGGGCCUCUAAGUUUGAUAUGGACAUGCAGGUAACAAACGGAAAUGAGUAUUUGCACCAGAAAAAUCUUAUCUUGAAUCUGAACUAAUAUUCAAAGCCACUAGAAAUAUUCCAAUCUGAAUUUGGAAUGUUGCUAACAUCAUUCUUCAGGCAAGAUUCUGAUUGUAAAUAUAACAGAGCUGGUUAACUUAGCCUAAAAGAGCUGUUUUUGAAAGCUGAAGUUCAAAACACCUGCAUGCCAAAGAAUCCGGGAAAAGUUUUCAUCAUCCAGACUGAACUGCCUUUCGUCUUUCCACCAACUUCCGUUUGCUAAUGAAUAUUUCCCAUAAACUACCCCCAAAAGAAAACAGAACUCAUAACAUGUCAUUGCUGCAAGUUUGACUUGUGUCUGGACCACAUUUUCCUUUUGGUUUAUGACUGUUUUUCUGGCUGAAGUAAUCUGUAGUCAUUCUUCCAGGUUUGUGCAGCCAUCUUUUUGUGAGAACAGGAGCAGAGGGGAGGUGCUGUCUUUUUCAGUCUGUGCCUGUGAGGAAGGACCAUUAGCCUGAGUCAGGACUGGUGAGACUAUUGUAUCCUAAGGAAAAGUAAAAGGCAAUUUCAGUUGGUGUUGAUUUGUUUGUAUGAUCUUGGGGUGUAAUCUGAUUGUGACUCUCGUGACAGUAAUAAAAAAUAUCAAGAGACCUUAA
Messenger RNA from Rhea pennata, 4507 nucleotides. It is a transcript of the gene SLC16A12, whose product is annotated as solute carrier family 16 member 12. The transcript has 7 exons. The coding region runs from base 153 to 1625 and encodes 490 amino acids. Gene Ontology annotation, cellular component: plasma membrane. NCBI's taxonomy places the organism in Eukaryota, Metazoa, Chordata, Aves, Rheiformes, Rheidae. The record is from RefSeq and is a predicted model, not a curated record. Gene Ontology annotation, biological process: transmembrane transport; monocarboxylic acid transport. Gene Ontology annotation, molecular function: monocarboxylic acid transmembrane transporter activity.